Messenger RNA from Aspergillus alliaceus, 237 nucleotides. RefSeq lists its product as uncharacterized. The coding region runs from base 1 to 237 and encodes 78 amino acids. The transcript has 3 exons. Lineage: Eukaryota; Fungi; Ascomycota; Eurotiomycetes; Eurotiales; Aspergillaceae. The record is from RefSeq and is a predicted model, not a curated record.
AUGUCCAGCUCCGGCAAAGGUUACUCAUACACCGGCUCUGGCACCAACAACCAGGGAAACCAUUACUGCUCGCGCGACUAUGGAACUGGAUCCGACUCUAACGGGUCUGGCCGUGGUGAUGCCUACCACUAUUCGAACAGCAACGGAUCCUACUACUACUCCAAUUCCAAUGGUAGUACCUACUACAAUGAUGGAAAUGGUGGUUCGACCUAUACUCCUUCUGGUGGUAAGAAGUGA